GUAUGUGUGGCUAGCCAUUUCCCUACGUCGUGAAGCAACAAUAAGGCGUUAGCCAAGUGGGCCAGUGAACUUUUAGGGAGACUCUGUGUAUGGAGUCCGGAUGGCCUCGCCGAAGUUCGCCGACACCACUAAGUCCUUCUGUAUCGAGGCUUUAUUAGCACGGGACGAUCCUGUUAAACCUCCUGUUUCCAGUCCGAACCUGUACCGGCGAUCUGAGUUGCAGCAGGGGUCGCAGGUGGGUCUGUCAAGUACUAGCAGUGUCUGCAGCAACUCAAUUACUCUCUGUCCUUCUAACAGUCCUAUAAGUCAGCCAUCUCGGGCCAAUAUCAUGAACCUUGCUUCCCUAGCUCUGCCCCUGACAGGGACCUAUACGAACAGUCAUAUGGCCGUUCCCAUCUUCUCUCCGCACCCCCUCUACGCUUAUAGCGGCCACGGUUCACUCGGCGUACAUCCUGCCUCCAUGCCCGUCCUAGGCGGCAGCGCCUUUCACCCACCAUCCGCUGCAGUCACUGCUGAACAGUCACUGACCGGACUGAAGUCUGGACCAUUGCCGGUGGAGUGGUUUGCUCGGGCCGGCGUUUUCUACCACAGGCCCGGAGAUAUCACAGGUCCUUCGGCUGCUGUCUUGGGAAAAACCCGACGACCUAGAACGGCUUUCACCAGUCAACAACUUUUGGAAUUAGAAAAUCAGUUUCGAAUGAACAAGUACCUGUCAAGACCAAAGCGGUUCGAGGUGGCGACUAACCUGAUGUUAACAGAAACUCAAGUAAGUUAG
Limulus polyphemus (Atlantic horseshoe crab) is the source of this 775-nucleotide messenger RNA. RefSeq names its product motor neuron and pancreas homeobox protein 1-like. Gene Ontology annotation, biological process: spinal cord motor neuron cell fate specification; central nervous system development; neuron projection morphogenesis. The coding region runs from base 101 to 775 and encodes 224 amino acids. NCBI's taxonomy places the organism in Eukaryota, Metazoa, Arthropoda, Merostomata, Xiphosura, Limulidae. The record is from RefSeq and is a predicted model, not a curated record. Gene Ontology annotation, cellular component: nucleus. Gene Ontology annotation, molecular function: sequence-specific double-stranded DNA binding. The transcript is spliced from 2 exons.